GUUUUUAUAUGGUCGGUGGACUGAAUGCGAUAGAAGGAGAACCUGAACUGUUCACCGGCUUUUAGAGGGUCUGAGGUUGAGAUAUGCAGAGCUACCCCGUCUCACUGGCGGCGCGUCAGAAGUGCAAAACACAAUUCGCGGCCACGCCAGACAGACACAAGUUGGUGCUGUUCUCGAGAUGUAUCAGGUCUCCACAUCUAGAUUUACAUCCGAGAGGUAGACUGUUCGGUCUCCAACUUCCUAAGUGAUUUAAAAAUUAUAUCAUCAUGUCAGCAACUCGAGCACGAAUGGUAGAGUCCUCGUUACGUAUUCGACAGUUGAAUUCUAGGUCCGAAGUCUCCCGAUCUUCUCGCGACAGGCACACAUCGUUUCACGGGGAAAUGGACGGGAGAGAAACGGCCGAAAGCCCCACGGGAACGGUACGCAGAAAAACUUUCUGUGUGGGAGAGAAUCGCAACAAAAGUCACCAGGCAUUCAGGAUCAACCACGGCAUCAAAGAACCCAGGAUAAUCGAAAGGAGGUAUCUGACUUCUCUCCUCGCGGCAAACACUCUUCUACAACGAGGCAGAGGAAAACUGCAUGCAUCAAAUUCACCACGGCGAACGUCCGUGGAAGAAGGACUUCAGAAACAAGUUGCCAGACUCUUUGUGGCCCGCGUAUCGCAGGGCGUUCUGUCAGAACUCAGAAGUCACAUUUCUUGCCGUCGCGUGGACACAGGACUUGUGUGA
Toxoplasma gondii ME49 is the source of this 728-nucleotide messenger RNA. RefSeq lists its product as hypothetical. Lineage: Eukaryota; Apicomplexa; Conoidasida; Eucoccidiorida; Sarcocystidae. The coding region runs from base 267 to 728 and encodes 153 amino acids. The transcript has 2 exons. The record is from RefSeq and is a predicted model, not a curated record.